Molecule: messenger RNA, 642 nt
Organism: Blastomyces dermatitidis ER-3
Lineage: Eukaryota; Fungi; Ascomycota; Eurotiomycetes; Onygenales; Ajellomycetaceae
Exons: 4
Coding region: 1-642 (213 amino acids)
Biological process (GO): protein folding
Cellular component (GO): endoplasmic reticulum membrane
Source: RefSeq, a predicted model, not a curated record
AUGGAGAUCGGAGUUGAAGCGAGCUGCGGUGGGAAGAAGCUUUGCGAGAUCUUCACGAUUGGUGGGAUUCCCCUCGCUGAUAAUGUCAGAAAAGGAUUCACGGUCGUACACCUAGCUGCCAUUGCCGCGACGGCCUGGAUAUUACUUCUUAAUGCGAUCGUCGGGUUCCAGCUCCUCGACGACGGCACCCCAGUCUCAGUCGGCCUUCUCAUUGCUUCCGGGGCCAUCCUGUUCAUAGGGACCGGUUAUAUCGCGUUGGACACUGGCUUCCGAUGGACGGGCCAUUUCGACCCGAGCUUGAACGGAGAUAAUCGAAAUAUCGGUCUCUACGUCUUAUAUCUGCUAUUUCCACUCGUUUGCUUGGUCGCCUUCUUCGCGUUGGAAGCGGUCUUGGUCUUACGUAUCCUUGGGGAGUUAAGGCCUCUGUUAUACCUCAGCGCAGCCGGCCUUCUUUUCACCAUCGGACAGAUUUUCCAAUUCGUCAUCAGCACUCACCUAUGUUCAGCAUCUAGAGGGAAGAUAAACGGAUCUCUCUUCGCGACCCUCUUCACAGAACUUGCUGUUGGGGCAGUAUGGAUAUUCUGGAGCAGCAUAACCGAGGACGACUGGCCCGUCCCCGUUGUAAGUGGUGGCUACAACUAA